AUGGAGGACAGCUAUCUCUUAAGCAGCGCGGCAUGCCUUUCUUUCUUCAGUGAUGUUCUGAGUGCGAGCAAUGUCGACAACUAUCUGGAGCUGUGCCACACCAAGGACGCUGAUGGUGCAAGGCUCUAUGGAUCCGAAACUCCACAGUUCUGGCUGACAGAAGAUCAACUACUGGCUACAGCUUUCAGCUUUGUUUUGCAGAGGGCAUGGGCAGCAAUUAGAUUGAGCACCAAGAAGCAACCAACUGCAGCCAUAUCUACCAUUGUCAUAACCGAAACACCGGGUGUAAAACUACGUUUAUGGAUGGGCGGCCUCUGCACGAAGAAAGAAAAAAGUGCCCCGGAACUUCCGGAGGAGGUCGAUCUCUCCCACUUCCAAAUCCUCCAAUCAAUCGGAAGGGGCGCAUUCGGAAAAGUCUGUAUCGUGAAGAAAAUCGAUACGGACAAAUUUUACGCCAUGAAAUACACGAACAAAAAAGCUUGUCUGCAAAAUAAAGCGGUUGAGUAUGUGUUAAAAGAACAACAGAUUCUUAUGGCGUUAACUCAUACUUUCUUAUGCAAUUUAUGGUACACAUUUCAAGACCAAGAAGACAUGUUUAUGGUCAGUGAGCUGUUCCGAGGUGGUGAUUUAAGAUUUCAUAUUGACUCAAAAUCGACUGUUUUUGACAAACAUACGUUGAAAAUUUACGCGUUGGAAAUUGGUCUCGCGUUGGAUUAUUUGAAAUCAAAAGGGGUGGUUCAUCGAGAUAUUAAGCCAGAUAAUAUUCUUCUGGACGAAAACGGACAUCUGGCGCUGACAGACUUCAAUGUGGCAGCUAUUUGCACUUCGGAGAAACGACUUACAAAUUUAGCAGGGACGAAGCACUACAUGGCACCCGAGUUACUAGAGACGGCCACUCGGAAGUCGAAGAGCUACUCGUUCGAAGUGGACUGGUGGUCCACAGGCGUCACCCUCUACGAGACAUUCAGACGCCGACUGCCAUACGAGAUCCCAAACAACGUGCAACUAUCUGAUUGUUAUCGCUUCAUUAAAACCACAGAUGUCAAAUGGACCAUUCUCUGCCAUAAGGAAAAAGGCAAAUUGGUAAAAGUGUGCACAACUGCUGUGAUUGGGGACGAAGCACUACAUGGCACCCGAGUUACUAGAGACGGCCACUCGGAAGUCGAAGAGCUACUCGUUCGAAGUGGACUGGUGGUCCACAGGCGUCACCCUCUACGAGACAUUCAGGGAUGUUUUCACGACCCCCCUGACUGGGACCCCAAUUUCGUGGAAGUGCUGAGGUCCAUGCUGGAUGUUAACCCGAAACACAGAGUGAGCAGCUGCGACGAACUGAACAGAAUGAAGUUCUUCGGGGGUAUGAAGAAAGAAGAAGUGCUGAACAAACUUGUAAGGCCGAGUUUCGUUCCAUCGGAUAAGAAUAUUAAUUGCAACGCUACUUUCGAACUUGAAGAGAUGAUUUUGGAGGCGGAACCCUUGCAUAAAAAGGGAUCGAUUUAUUACUUUGUUAAAAAAAAGCGACUGAAAGAAAUGGAAGAGAGGAAGAGCUUUGACGCCUAA
This is a messenger RNA of Symsagittifera roscoffensis, 1557 nucleotides long. Its product is annotated as serine/threonine-protein kinase 32A-like. Gene Ontology annotation, biological process: protein phosphorylation. The transcript is spliced from 8 exons. NCBI's taxonomy places the organism in Eukaryota, Metazoa, Xenacoelomorpha, Acoela, Convolutidae. Bases 1 to 1557 code for a protein of 518 amino acids. Gene Ontology annotation, molecular function: ATP binding; protein kinase activity. The record is from RefSeq and is a predicted model, not a curated record.